Messenger RNA from Trichoderma virens Gv29-8, 255 nucleotides. RefSeq lists its product as uncharacterized. The annotation marks the transcript as partial. The transcript has a single exon. NCBI's taxonomy places the organism in Eukaryota, Fungi, Ascomycota, Sordariomycetes, Hypocreales, Hypocreaceae. The record is from RefSeq and is a predicted model, not a curated record.
ACCACCAUGGACACCACUGUGAGGAGGGCAUCCUCUGCUGUUAAUAGAACAAGCAUUCUACCUGACCCAGGACACGUCACAGAAGGCGUCACCGCCUCCUCGACAACUCUAUCAUCACCACAGAACGGAAUCGCCAUAAAUCCUACAGCUAAUGCUCCCCAAAGCGAAACGGAAAAAAUAGAGAUCAAUCUGCCUCCGUUGCAAAAUCGCGAGAAGAAUAUUUGGAUCGUUGUUCGCGCAUUCACUCCAGCGUAA